UCUUUGUAACAUUGAAGCGGAAACCAGAAUCGAGGAAACAGAAAUGACAUUUAUUUUAAGGCCUUCUUCAUGGAAAUACAUAAUAAAAAGAGCACUCUUGCCAGUGAAUCAGUUAACGAGUACACCAAACUUCGAAUUCCAUACGUCAAAGUAUUCUUUUCACGGUGAAUAUGAAAUGCAAGAUCCGAAAUCGGAAGCUGAUGUUGUUAAUAUAACGUUUAUUGAUAAGACAGGAAAAAGGAUACCUGUUAAAGGAAAAGUAGGAGAUAAUGUAUUAUACUUAGCUCAUAGAUAUGGAAUUGAAAUGGAAGGAGCUUGUGAAGCAUCUCUUGCGUGUACCACUUGUCAUGUAUAUGUCCAUAACAAUUAUACAGAUAAAUUGUCAGUAGCCGAAGAAAAAGAAGAAGAUCUGUUAGAUUUAGCACCUUUUUUAAAAGAGAAUUCUAGAUUAGGUUGUCAAAUUAUAUUAACAAAAGACCUAGAUGGCAUAGAAUUGGAAUUGCCACAAGCAACAAGAAAUUUCUAUGUAGAUGGUCAUACACCAGCUCCACAUUAA
This is a messenger RNA of Dufourea novaeangliae, 556 nucleotides long. It is a transcript of the gene Fdx1, whose product is annotated as adrenodoxin-like protein, mitochondrial. The record is from RefSeq and is a predicted model, not a curated record. The transcript has 4 exons. Gene Ontology annotation, molecular function: 2 iron, 2 sulfur cluster binding. Gene Ontology annotation, cellular component: mitochondrion. Lineage: Eukaryota; Metazoa; Arthropoda; Insecta; Hymenoptera; Halictidae. Gene Ontology annotation, biological process: P450-containing electron transport chain; positive regulation of oxidoreductase activity. Bases 44 to 556 code for a protein of 170 amino acids.